This is a messenger RNA of Sceloporus undulatus (fence lizard), 3824 nucleotides long. Its product is annotated as zinc finger protein 345-like. Gene Ontology annotation, cellular component: nucleus. Bases 213 to 2075 code for a protein of 620 amino acids. The record is from RefSeq and is a predicted model, not a curated record. Gene Ontology annotation, biological process: regulation of transcription by RNA polymerase II. Lineage: Eukaryota; Metazoa; Chordata; Lepidosauria; Squamata; Phrynosomatidae. The transcript is spliced from 3 exons. Gene Ontology annotation, molecular function: RNA polymerase II cis-regulatory region sequence-specific DNA binding; DNA-binding transcription activator activity, RNA polymerase II-specific.
CUUCCCUCUCUAGGACUUCCUCUUCCUGUUCCUUCUAUGGUUUUCCUGGAGGUCAAUUGGGAGCCUGAAGUCCUGUUGCUUGGUGGCCCUUGCUUUGUGCAAAACAAGGAAAAGGAGGUGCAAGAAAAGGGUCGUGUGACAAAGCGGACGUGCGUUUCACGGAGGAGGAAGAGGAAGAGGAAGGUUUCCUCGCGGGUUGUGGCUUGGAAGUCAUGGAAGAGGAGGAUUAUAAGAACGUGGCCAUUCUAGACUAUGGGGAGGAUUGCCCUCCUUCUCCGAAGCCAUGGCAGAUGUCCUCAAUAGCUAUCAAGGUAGAAGUGAAGGAGGAGAACAUGGAGGAAGAAGAAGAAGAGGCAAAGAGGCAAGAGGAAAACGAAGCAGGGUAUGGGUGGAAUAUGGCCAUUCCCGGGCAGGCUGAUAACCUUUUUCAAAUCCCAAUCCAGCAAGAGCUUCCCAAGGAAAAGAGUGAGCGUCCUUCACGUAGGAGAACAUUCCCUACCAAGUUCAGCCUUGACUCAGAUUGCAAAAGCCAUAUAGAAGAAAAACCACACAUAUGCCUGGAAUGUGGGAAGAGUUUUAGUCAUAGCCAUAGUCUUACUGUCCACCAGAGAAUUCACACUGGGGACAAACCAUUUGAAUGCAUGGAAUGUGGAAAGCACUUUAAUCAGUUCUCACACCUUACCUCACAUCAGAGAACCCAUACAGGCGAGAAACCCUAUAAAUGCACGGAAUGUGGGAAGAGCUUCAGUAGUAGGUCAAGCAUUUCUUCACACCAGAGAAUUCACGCAGGAGACAAGCGCUACAAGUGCUUGGAAUGUGGAAAGACCUUUCAACGGAGUGCGCACCUUUCUAGUCACCAGCGAAUCCACACUGGAGAAAACCGGUGUAAAUGCUUGGCGUGUGGGAAAGAGUUCAGUCGCAACCGAAACUACACUCAGGAAAAACCAAGCAUAUGUUUGAAAUGUCAAAAGAACUUUCAGAGUAGCGGAAAGCUCAAUUCAGGUAAUGGUGUUGAGACGUUCACUGACGGCACGCAACCACAACAGAGCACUGACAUAAAGAAACCAUAUAAGUGCAUGGAAUGUGGAAAGUGCUAUGGUGAUACUACAAGCUUUACGAGACACCAGCACAUCCACAGGGGAGAGAAACCUUAUAAAUGCUCAGACUGCGGAAAGACCUAUGCUUGGAAGGCAAUCCUCAUUAAACAUCAAAGGAUCCACACCGGAGAGAAGCCAUACAAAUGCAUGGAGUGUGGCAAGACCUUCAGCUUUUCCUCAAGCCUUGCUUCGCAUCAAAAAAUCCACACUGGCGAGAAACCGUACAAAUGCAUGGAAUGCGGGAAGGAUUUCAGUCAUAGCACCGGUCUGAUUCAGCAUCUGAGGAUCCACACGGACGAAAAACCUUUCACCUGUUUGGAAUGCCAAAAGAGUUUCAGGAGCAGCACAAAGCUCAAUUUACACAUGAGAGUUCACACUGGGGAGAAACCAUAUAAAUGCUUGGAGUGUGGAAAGAGCUUCAGUUACAAUGCUUACUUACGUUCACAUAAAAGAAUCCACACUGGGGAGAAACCAUACGAAUGCUUGGAGUGUGGGAAGACCUUCCACCAGAGACCGCACCUCGUGUCCCAUCAAAGAAUCCAUACUGGGGAGAAGCCGUACGAAUGCUUUGAGUGCGGAAAGACCUUUAGCCAGAGCUCGCAUCGUAACCUGCACCAGCGAGUGCACACAGGGGAGAAACCUUACAACUGCCUGACAUGUGGAAAGACCUUCAGUAAUAACAGAAAUCUUACUUUCCAUCACAGGACCCAUACGGGGGAGAAGCCAUACAAGUGCUUCGAGUGCGGGAAGUGCUUCAGUCAGAGCUCAAGCCUUCGCAUCCAUGAAAAAAUCCACACAGGGGACAAGCCGUACCAUUGCUUUGAGUGUGGAAAGAGAUUCAGCUGUAGCUCAAGCCUCAUUUCUCAUCAGAGAACCCACACAGGAGAUAAACCGUAUAAGUGCUUUGAGUGUGGGAAAAGCUUUGGUCAGAGUCAGGGCCUUGCUAUGCAUAUUAAAUUUCACAGGGAAAAAAUGUAGAUGUUCUUGGAGGCUUUUUGAGGAGGGAAAGGCUUCUUCUCAUGGAGUCUGUACGGGAGAGGAAGGGGGAGCACACUGAACAUGUCUGAGCAUGAAAAGAGACCAAAAAGGGGAGAGCAGAUAAGCCUGCCUCACCAGCCAACUCCAAUAUGCUAAAGGAGCAUAACUUUUUUAAAGUUUGACCACCUAAAUGGAAAUCCUAAGAAUGCUAGAUGCUGGUGAAAGAACUUUUCAUCCCUAGAAGCAUUUUGAAGGAAGUGUUGGUGUGAUCAUUAGAAAGUUUAAAUGUUUUUUUGUUUGUUUCCUGGACCUAGUUGGUUCAUUUCACACGUGCAUAUUGUUAGUUGGGAAGAAAAUGUUUGCUGAAAUGUGUUAAACUGUGCUCUCUCUCUCUUUCUCUCUUGUUGUGGACAAGUGUGGUGUAGGAACCUUUCCCUAUUCUUUCCACAUUAUUUCGCCUCUGGUGCCAAUUUUUCUGUUAAAGAACUAAUGGCUGAGAACACAUUCCUAGGUAUAUCAUUACUUAAAUAUGGUUCUCAUGUCCCAGUCUUCUCCAAGCUAAACAUACUGAGAUCUUUUGGUCGUUCCUUAUAAAGCUUGAUUUUUAUUCCCUGAUUGUUAAAUUGUUGUCCAUUUUGGCCUUUGUUCUCUGGACGUAUUCCUUCUGGAACUAUGGUGCCCAGAACUGGUAUUACUCUAAGUGAGGGCUGAACAGAGUAAUAUGUUGAGAGAGUAGUCAGGGUUUGGACAGUUUUAUCAAUUUGCCUGGGCCAAAUAAAACAUCCUUCCCCUGUUCCUGCAGGAAUUUUGAGGGGGAAAGUGGGAUAUAAAUAAAUAUAAUAAUAAUGACAACAAUAAUUGUAUACUAUUUUAACUGGGUUAUUGUUUUUUCAAAAAGUUUUGUAAAGUUUUAAGAGUUUUUUUUUAUCUUGUGAGCCACCUUGGGAGAAAGGCGGCAUAAAAAUGAAAUAAAUCAUCUACAUCAUCAGCCCAUACAACACAGGCCCAAUCUCCAGUUCUGGUGCAAAGUGUCCAGACAAAGUCCCGCCAUGCCGUAUGGACCAUUACACCAAUUUUUAAAAACUCACCAUUUGCUCCUGUUCUUCCGGAGCAUUCCAAAGUGACAGUGGGUGGCUGUUUACAAUGCAUUCUGUUGUGCCACCCAGUGCUGCCAUGGAUUGCUCGCUCGCUCACUCUUAGGUCAGAAUAAGGUGCCUUGCCACAUGAUCAACGCUGGGCACCUCAUUCUGAUCUCAGAGCGAGCGACCCACAGAGAUGGCACCAUGUGGCUUGUGAGCAGCAGCCCGGCACCUCAUUCUGAUCUCAGAGCAUGAUCCAUGCUGAUGGUGCCAGGCAACACAGCAGGACAUACAGUCUGCCCUCAGCAUAUGUGCCCUCACUGUACUCAGUUUUAAGCUUCCAUGGACGGCAAACGGCAAGGGACACAAUGGUGCACACGCAAGUGGCAUGGGGGAGCGUGCUGCCAUUGUAAACAAUGGGACUCCAGCAUAUGCAAAAUUUGUCUUACACAGGGGGGUCCAGAACACAUCUCCCAUGUAUGGCAGGGGCAAACUAUGUACAACAGCUGCCUGAUUGCAACAAAGUGCCCAGAAGUCAGGGCAGCUUCAGGGUCAUAGAAUCAUAGAGUUGGAAGAGGCCACAAGGGUCAUCAAGUCCAACCCCUGCCAUGCAGGAACUCACAAUCAAAGCAUCCCCAAUACCAGCCUCUGUCUAAAGACCUCCAAAAGA